AUGGCUGAACGCGCUGCUCCUCUCCGCCUGGGGUCUACUGCCCCCAACUUCGAUGCCGAGACCUCCAACGGUCCCAUCAACUUCCACAACUUCAUCGGUGACAAGUGGACCAUCCUUUUCUCCCACCCCGAUGACUUCACUCCCAUCUGUACCACUGAGCUGGGCGCUUUCGCCAAGCUCGAGCCCGAGUUCACCGCGCGCGGUGUCCAGCUCAUCGGUCUGAGCGCCAACCACGUCGAGUCCCACCACCGCUGGAUCAAGGAUAUCGACGAGGUUACCGGCUCCAACCUCAAGUUCCCCAUCAUCUCCGACCCCGAGCGCAAGGUCGCCUACGCCUACGACAUGGUCGACUAUCAGGACACCACCAACGUCGACUCCAAGGGCAUGGCUCUGACUAUCCGCUCCGUCUUCAUCAUCGACCCCUCCAAGAAGAUCCGUCUGAUUAUGACCUACCCCGCCUCCACCGGCCGUAACACCGCCGAGGUCCUGCGUGUCAUCGACGCUCUGCAGACCACUGAGAAGCACGGUGUUACCUGCCCCAUCAACUGGCUCCCCGGUGACGACGUUGUCAUCCCUCCUCCCGUCUCCACUGAGGAUGCCAGGAGGAAGUUCGGCGAGAUCCGUGAGGUCAAGCCUUACCUCCGCUUCACUAAGGCUCCCCAAUAA
Molecule: messenger RNA, 666 nt
Organism: Penicillium cinerascens
Lineage: Eukaryota; Fungi; Ascomycota; Eurotiomycetes; Eurotiales; Aspergillaceae
Product: peroxiredoxin
Exons: 2
Coding region: 1-666 (221 amino acids)
Biological process (GO): cellular response to oxidative stress; cell redox homeostasis; cellular oxidant detoxification
Cellular component (GO): cytosol; mitochondrion
Molecular function (GO): peroxiredoxin activity
Source: RefSeq, a predicted model, not a curated record